AUGCCUAUCAGACAUGGUUUUUACACUCAUUCACGUCUUGCGAUCAUCAUCACUAUUUUCCUACUUCAUACAAGCAAAGUGUUUUCCCAAACAACUGAUGUCUCUAGCGGAAGUGAACUUGAUGUAACUGAAUCUUCUGCUAUUACGGGCUCAAAUACUGCUACCGUGAAAGACUCUUCUAUUACUACCGACUCGAAUGUUUCUAAUCCAACCGAAAAUGCUGGUACAGUGGAGUCAAAUACUGCUACUCCGACCAUGCCUCCUAGUGUGACUAUCGAAAAUCCUUGUCCACCUGGUGGAUAUCCAUUUGGUACCAGUUGCAUUACGGCCAGUCAGAAUGGAGGUGUUGUUAUUGCAGCAUUCGUCUUAAGUAUAGUGUCAUGCGUUGGUGCAAUUGGCGUUCUUGUGUACCUUCUAUUCUUUCGUAAAAUUUUUGCACGACAAAAUAAGCGCAAAAUAAUUGCCGACAAUGUUAAACAACACGAAAUGACGACAUUACCAAAAAAGACUGAUAACAUCAGUUCAACAGUAAUAUCAAAUAAGAAACAUCGAGAUGGUCAAGCUGGUUCACGUAAGCAACAACAACAAAAGGUGCUAGAAACACAGUCUGCAGUACAUAUAGCAACCAAGAAGCAAUUGCAACCAUCUAAUACUCGACCUUAUCCAGUUCAACAGCGUAGACACAACCAACAACCGCUGAAAAAUACAAAACUUGAUCUCGAUGACAAUUCUGUUUAG
Molecule: messenger RNA, 738 nt
Organism: Rotaria socialis
Lineage: Eukaryota; Metazoa; Rotifera; Eurotatoria; Philodinida; Philodinidae
Source: the annotation of a GenBank genome assembly